UCUGCGGUUAAAUCUUUACAGUCAUAUUUGUUCAACAUGGCAGAAGAAGACGAAGAUUCGUGGUUGUAUGGAGAUGGCAAUGAGGAAGAUGCCCCGAGUGCAACUUCCCCAACUGUGGUGGCCAAACCCAGUUCACUGUCAGCUGAUGCUCCUCCAUUUAUGAGCAAGGUGUCUACUGCUGAAGACCCGGGAAAGGAACCACAGGAGCCUAUGCAAGUUGAUGCUCAACCUGAGGAGAGACCUGCUGAGAUACCGACCAGUAAAGCCGAUGAUGGGGAUGAUGAUGAUGAUGAAGAUGAUGAGGAUGAUAGCGAUGAAGAUAGUGAUGAAGACCAGGUGGAAGUCACCAUUGGUCCUAUCAAGACUGGUCCAACAACUCCUCAUGUCCCAUAUGGACAAACUGUGGCGAAACAUUCCCCUUACACGAAGGUUGCAACACCAACUACUCAACCAUCAUCAACACCAGCUGCAUCUCAUCCUAAACCAGUAGGAAAAGGUCUGGAUAUAGAGGCAGAGAGCAACAUCAAUGGGGUUGGUUUGUAUUCUUAUGAGCUUGAAGCACAGGAGGAGAAACCAUGGAGAAAACCAGGUGCUGAUCUGACAGAUUAUUUCAACUAUGGUUUCAAUGAGGAAUCGUGGGUAGCGUAUUGUGAGAAGCAGAGGAGAAUAAGAUCAGAAACUGGUGGAGUUUCAUUACCAGUUAAGAAUUUUAUGCCAUACACACCAACCCCAGUUUCUAGGGAGCCUACUUCGCCUGAUGGUCAAGUAUCUCAGCCGCCAAGAAGUCAGUUCCGUCGGAGGGACAGCAUGGGUAGCACAUCAAGCUACAAAUCAAUAAAGGAGAGAGAGUCGUCUUACUUGGCUAGCUCAGGAACUACAACCAAGCCAUCUUACUCCUCCAUCUCUACUGUUGGUGGCAGAGGAGUACAUAAAGAUAACAAGGAAAAUAUGGGAGGUUCGAUCACUGUGUUAGGAGCAACCAGCACGGCAACACCAGAAUACCCUAGUAGUAGUGCCACCAGCAGCAGUAGUCCGGGAGUGAAUAAUAUCAGCACAAUUAGUUCCAUCGGUAGCAUCAACAGUACCCCUAGCCCAGCACCUACAGGACAACCUAUACAAUCAACUUAUAGUCAACCAAGCAAUCCAAUCCCUCAAGGGCCUCCCUCAGCUACCCUACCACCACCUAACAUGCCAGACUUCUCUAAGCCACCACCAUCAAUGCAGGGUCCUCCCCCUCAAGGUCCUCCUCCUCAGGGUCCCCCUCCUCAAGGGCCCCCUCCUCCUCAUAUGACCGGGCCACCUCCCAACAUGGGAGGACCCCCUCCUAACUUUUCAGGGCCACCACCGAUGUUUGGAGAUGGUAAUUACCCUCCACCACCCAACCAGCCUGGUGGCCCACCAAUGUCAGGCCCACCACCCCCUAUGGGAAUGCAUGGUGGUCCUCCACCACCUAACAUGGGCCCACCACCUAUGGGCAUGGUUAGAGGACCACCCCCACCCAUGGGGGGUCCACCACCCCAUAUGGGUAUGCAAGGUCCCCCACCAGGAAUGGGAGGUCCUCCACCAGGCCCGCAUGGACCCCCGCCGAUGGGAAUGCCUCCUGGUGGUAACUGGAACAGACCACCUCCACCCUUUGGGAGACCAGAUGGACCUCCACCUCCUUUCUAUGACCAGCCCCCACCCAUGGGUGGACCAGGAAUGGGACCCGGUCCUGGUGGUCCUCCACCUAUUGGGUCUGGACCACCUCCUAUGGGUAUGCCACCCAAGUCUGGGGAUUCCAAGACCUACUCUCAGUUUAAGUCUAACUGGGCUACCAGAGGUAGUGAUUCAGAAAGUGACAUCAGCAGUGGAAGUGAAGAUAAUAAUAAAGAGUCAGACUAUGACAGAGACUACAGGGAAUUCAGUAAAUUUCUCAGCAGUAAAGCUGAGGAAGACAGAGCAAGAGAAUACAGCAGAGAAAGACGGGAUAGACCCAGCAGAGACCGUAGCAGGGAUAGGAGUAGAGAUAGAACUAGGGAGCGAGAUCGCGAUCGUGACAGAGACAGAGACCGCGAUCGUGAUAGAGAUCGUGAUCGGGAUAGGGACCGUGAUCGGGAUCGUGAUCGUGAUAGAGAAGGUAGAGAUAGGGACCGGGAAACCAGAGACAGGGAUCGUGAUCGUGAUCAUGAAAGCCGCAGUAGAGACCGUGAUCGUGAUCGCGAUAGAGAUCGUGAUAAGGAGAAAGAGAGAGACAAACGGGUUAAAGAAAAGAGUGAAGACAAAGAUGACAGAGUUCGAGAUCGAUACAAGGAUUCUAGGCAUAAAUCAUCAAGAAGGAAACGAGACGAAGAGGAUGACAGGUACAGCUCACGUCACAGGCACAGACACUCCCGUCGGGAUCGGGAUAAAGAUGGGGGUGAAGAAUUUGAGAUGGAAAACCCUGCCAGUGGAGGAGAAGAUCUUAACCCAUCUCUUGUAGGCGAUGCAUACCAUUCAGACUAGACAGGAGUGUAGGAACUAUAAAAUAGAUGCACUUAGAAUAGUAUUUAAAGCAACACUAUCAGGAAAGAACAUGGUUUCAAAACCAUGUUGGUAUGGAUGAUAUAUUUUGUAUUCACAAAACUGGUUUUGAAAGAAACUUUCAAAAUUUGCCAAAAGGUACCAUUCAGGACCUUGUUUCUUAUAAAGUAACAUAUAAAAUAUGUGUUCAAUGGCAUUACAAGUGAAAAGCACAUACAUUUUGGGUUAUUUGGCAAGAGAAAGCUGUGCAGAUGCAGCAUCAACAUCUUAGUGCCAGAAAUUGUGAUAAAUAUAAGCUACUGCGUAAAUUCUUGUUUCAAAACAUUUGAAAUAAAAAGAUGUGUUUCUCCUGAAAAUGUUGCUAUAAACGUAACCCUUGUGAAUCCCAUGCCCUGCUCUUUAAAGACAAGUUAUGAUGGCUAUGGGAAGUAUGCCUUGUAGGGGUGGGAAACAGAACAGUGUCUAGGUGUAGCGGUUCGUGAUUCUCGCCUUGCAAUCAGAGGGUCAUGUGUUUUAAUUCCACCAUGGCCUAGCGUCCUUUGGCAAGAUGUCAAUCCACCCUUUGCCACUCUUCACCCAGUUGUGAAAUAGGUACCCGGUAGGAUGCAAAAGCCUAUUUAGUAUGUUUAGCAAUCAAGUCUUGGAACUCUUGUUGAAAUGCUCCCCAGGGAGUGGAUAAGGUUCAUACAUUGUAUGCAGGCAUAACAGUAUCCUGUGACCAGGGUAAUAUAUCUGCAAAGCGUUAAGAGACGUUGUUCUGAUGUAAUAAACGCUAUGUAAAAUCGGAUUAUUAUUACUAUAUUUUUACUUUGUAAAGUUAUCCAUGACUUUAUAUAAGAUUGGGUUACAUUCUUAGGUGCUAUAUCAGAUUCUCAAUAAUUUCACUUCCCAUUGCCAAAAAAUGAAAUAUGAAUAAUCUUUGUAGAUUAAAUUUGUUCUUAACAGGCAUUUCAUUGCACAGUUGACUAUUUUUCCUAAAAAAUGUUUAUAAGGAAAACUCGUUUUAACUUUGUAAGACACCAGAGGAAAUGUAGAGUAUCUCAUUCAGCACAAUGACAUUUGUUGGUUGUGCAAAAAGUCAUGCAUAACUUAUAAAAAUCCUAAUGAAACACCUUGCUCAAGGGUUGUGUGUUGGAAUCCCACUACGACCGAUCGUCCUUUGGCAAGACGUCAAUCCACACUUUGCCACUCUCCACCCAGGUGUUAAAUGGGUACCCGGUAGGAUGCGAAAGCCUAUGUAGUAUGCCUUAGCAAUUGAGUCUCGGAAUUCUUGUUGGAAUGCUCCCCAGGGAGUGGAGAAAGUGCAUACAUUGUGUGCAGGCAUGUCAGGAUCCGAUGACUGGGUAAUAAAAAUCACAGUUUUAAGUGCUUAGAAACAAAGUGUAAUAAGUGCUACAUAAAAGUCCUAUAAUAUUACAAAGCAAUUAAUAUUUGUCUUUAUUGGAUGACCAUCAAGGUCAACUUCUGACAGUUAUGUGAAAUGGGGCCCCUGUGUGAUCUUUCCUUUUUUCUUGUGAUGAUUCACAAGCUAUUCUGUGCCAUAGGUUUACAUUCCUCUUCAACCCUUUCUAAUAACAUCACUUUACAUCUUCUCAUGUACUGUACCUGCUAGAAGGGUAUGGCAAUUUGAAUUCAGGAUAGAUAGAUAUUGUAUUUUCACAUGCAUCUAUACUGUAAGAUAUAGCAGAAUUCCUUUAGGAAAGGAUUCUAACACUAAAUUCUAUAUAAAGAAUUUGAUAUGUGUAUGUUGUACAUACUGUACAGUGUAAAUAUUGCAAUUUUUUAAAUGCUGAUUUUGUGAUUUUCUGAACAACCUGGGAUAUGUUGGUGAUCUUUAAAGAAAGAAUUAUUUGCAAUCAGAGUCAUAGAUCAUCUUAACAUGUUGCCAUCUACGUCAUUCUUUUUGUACAUGUAUAUGGAAUGUUGUUAUUCAGCUGAUGUGUGUAUUCUUGAGACACUUAUGAUUAUCAGAUAAUUCAUUUAGAUUUCAAUAUCUCUACAUUCCCAAUUGAUUUUUUUACAAUCUGCGUCUGCUUAAAUGAUAACAUAUUACUCAUUUUAUAGACUAAUAUAAUCAUAUUUUUAAGUGAUGCAGCAAAGAAUUUUUUUAACCUGCUGAUCUCCAUAUGUUUUGUUAGAUAUAAAUCUUUGAAAGGAAUCAAUCAAUUUUUUUUUGUAUGUUGCAAGUUGAGAAAGAUUUUUUUUUCAGAAAAAGUGGACUUGUUGAAGAGCAUAGAAAGAAAUGAAAUGGAGAUUCUUUAUUUGUACUUUUGUGAAAGAUUUUAAUUUGAUAACUCGUUGCUUGGCUAGCAGAAUGGCAGUAGGAUGCUUGAGUGCAUGUGUGGUCAUUUUCAAUUUUAGCUUAAGCAUGCGUUAUUUACAUUUUCGUGCGAGAGUUAGCAAGUUAGCACCCGUCUGCCUGACUAACAAGAAUGGGAUUUGGCGUUCUCGUAACUCCUAAUGUUCUUAUACCAGCCAGGGGUCAAAUAAGUUCAAACACAUUGUAGUAACCAAAAACAUGAACUGUUACUGCUUAUUAGAAAAGCUAGAUGUGUUUAAAAUAUGAAAGAGUUUGACAGAGUUUUCUCAAUACUUUGGUUGUAAUAGAAGAAAAUGAAAAGACUUUAUUCAAUCUCAAAUGUGGCAGUAAUGCAUAGAAUUAUGAAGUACUUGAUCAAGUACAAGUUGCAUGAUUUUUUUUCAAAUGAAAUUACUUUUUGCCUGAAGGCAAAGUAUCCAAUAUAUUUCAAACGCUUUUGACCCUCCAGAGAUGAUAUAUCUCUUUCUUCUAGUUCCUAUAAAAAUUUGCUUUUAAAUGUUCAUGGUUGGAGCAGUUCAUGAGAUGAAAAAAAAAAUGGAGGCUGGACAUACAAUAAAUAUUGGUUAUUUGAAGGAAUUGCCCAAAAGCUUAUCUAGUGCCCAAAGAAGAAUUACUUUGAGCUACUUUUGAUGCACUAAUACUACAGUGGGUGUCUCAUUGUCUUCAUUGAUAUUGCAAAAAAUGGUUGUUGCGUCCUUUAAAAUUCUUUGUUAUUUAUUGAUGAACUGCUAUCAGGAUCGGUACGUAAUCCUACAAUAUCAUUCAAUCCUGUUUGUAACCAAAACCCAACUGAAAUGUAGUUUUGUUCCUACAACUUGCAUAAACAUUUGACAUGAGUAAUUUUAACUGAUACUGAUAAAUCUGUAGCCCUAUCAAUUCUGAAAGUAAUUGUGGACUCACACAUGGAAACUGCAAAAACAUGUGUUUUUCUCCAUUCAUAACCCAUAGUAAUGUUAUUUGCAUUCGUUUGUAAUUUGCUAUAUUGGCAUACCCUACAUUUUAUUUUCAAUUUUCUUUUCACUGCAAUUUACACAAGAUACUUUUGGUCAGUGAGGGAAUAAUAUUAGUUUAAAAACUUGAAUUCAUUGUUAUUUACUACAUGUGAGAAACCCAAAGUGACAUAAUCAGCAGUGUCAAAUGCAAAGCUUCAUACACAUAUUUCAGUAUUAGAUAUAUUUUUUGUGUCAAAUGCCUCUGAAUGCAAAAUAAUUGCAUUGGCUAGAUGUGAAGAAUAUUUCUGCUAUAUGUCGUAAGAUAAUUGUGAUUUAUUUGUAAGAAAAGAGAAGUUGGCUUCUUAUUAAAUCUCAUCUUUUAGGAAAGCCAG
Molecule: messenger RNA, 6143 nt
Organism: Lytechinus variegatus (green sea urchin)
Lineage: Eukaryota; Metazoa; Echinodermata; Echinoidea; Temnopleuroida; Toxopneustidae
Product: formin-2-like
Exons: 16
Coding region: 37-2481 (814 amino acids)
Cellular component (GO): mRNA cleavage and polyadenylation specificity factor complex
Molecular function (GO): RNA binding
Source: RefSeq, a predicted model, not a curated record